CCGCUCCUAUAAAAGCCGACGCCGCGCGGCGUUGCUGUAGUGGCCUCGUCCUCGGUGUUUCUCUUCUCCUCUGAACGCUGCCCGGCUGCCUCGGGCCCGCGGUCUUGAGACCGAGCACCAUGCCUUCGAUAAAGUUGCAGAGUUCUGAUGGAGAGAUAUUUGAAGUUGACGUAGAAAUUGCCAAACAAUCUGUGACCAUCAAGACCAUGCUGGAAGAUUUAGGAAUGGAUGAUGAGGGAGAUGAUGAUCCUGUUCCUUUACCAAAUGUUAAUGCAGCAAUUCUAAAAAAGGUCAUUCAGUGGUGCACCCAUCACAAGGAUGACCCCCCUCCUCCUGAAGAUGAUGAGAACAAAGAAAAGCGGACAGAUGAUAUUCCUGUUUGGGACCAAGAAUUCCUGAAAGUUGACCAAGGAACACUUUUUGAACUUAUUCUGGCUGCAAACUACUUAGACAUUAAAGGUUUGCUUGAUGUCACAUGCAAGACUGUGGCCAAUAUGAUUAAGGGGAAAACUCCUGAGGAGAUUCGUAAAACCUUCAAUAUCAAAAACGACUUUACUGAAGAGGAAGAGGCCCAGGUACGCAAAGAGAACCAGUGGUGUGAAGAGAAGUGAAGUGCUGUGCCUGACACUGUAACACUAGAAGGGUUGUUCCAAAUGCUAGUUGCACUGCUCUGUUUAUAAUUGUUAAUAUUAGAGAACAGUAGACAAACGCAGCCUUGUCCUCACUGCAUGUGUAGUUCCAGUACAGAUCUGACCUAUGGCUGAGUUUCUUCUAUGAGCAGAAGUUUCUUUCUUUCUUUCUUUUUUUUUUUUUUUCAUUACUCUGAAUAAAACUGAACUUUGGGUUCUCUGUGGAAAGUGGCAUUUUGGGCUUUCCCUCUCUCUGUAAAGUGAUUUCUGCCUAAUUCAUUGUCCAUUUAACUUCAGUGAGCCUUUCAAAGUUGGCAUUGUAAAUAAAACAACGUAUGAGAAGUAUUCUGAACUAGAAUUAACAAAACAUGAUCUUUGUUCAUGAGUCGGAAACUGGAACAAGGCAACUUGAAGUUAAUGUUGGACUCGGGUGGUUAGGUUAGGGUGUCUCCCAGCCUCUCUGCUGCUGGUAAGCUUGUAUCCAUCCAAUGGGCUCUCUCAAUUGGAUCUGAGGACUUGUUUUGUCUUGUUUCCCCCUUUAAUUUUUAAUCUUUUCACCUUUGAAUAUGUUCAGUUUACUACCCGGUUUGGUUUGGGAGGGAGGCUGUAACUAGACAAUUUGUUAGCUUUUCAAUUAAAAAAGACACUUACUUCAUGUGGUAUGUCAUCUUUUUAUCCUCAUUGUUCCCAUGUGGGGAAAGACACUACUGCAUGUAAAAAGUAAUUUAAUCUUUAACAUUAAAGUGUAUGGCAAAACUCAGAAAACAGCCAUCCUAAGUGCAAGAUGCUUUUCAAUAAAAAGUAAUACAAUAGGUA
Peromyscus leucopus (white-footed mouse) is the source of this 1445-nucleotide messenger RNA. It is a transcript of the gene Skp1, whose product is annotated as S-phase kinase associated protein 1. The transcript is spliced from 6 exons. The record is from RefSeq and is a predicted model, not a curated record. Gene Ontology annotation, biological process: SCF-dependent proteasomal ubiquitin-dependent protein catabolic process. Gene Ontology annotation, molecular function: cullin family protein binding. Lineage: Eukaryota; Metazoa; Chordata; Mammalia; Rodentia; Cricetidae. The coding region runs from base 120 to 611 and encodes 163 amino acids. Gene Ontology annotation, cellular component: nucleus; cytoplasm.